Bombyx mandarina (wild silkworm) is the source of this 2064-nucleotide messenger RNA. RefSeq names its product putative ATP-dependent RNA helicase DDX55 homolog. Gene Ontology annotation, molecular function: nucleic acid binding; ATP binding; RNA helicase activity. The record is from RefSeq and is a predicted model, not a curated record. Lineage: Eukaryota; Metazoa; Arthropoda; Insecta; Lepidoptera; Bombycidae.
CUCGGGUCACUGUUUAAUUUGAAAAUUUAGAGAAAUCCACAACAAAAUGAAAUUUUACGUUUUUUGAAACAACAGCGGUCACUGUCAAGAACUGUCAAAAUCCAAAAUUAAGGAUUCAAAAUGUCAAAAGCACAUGUUGAUGUUUUCUCUGCUCGUGCUCUGAGUUAAUAUAUCUAUUAUCGGUGUUAUACACAAAUUAUAAAGCGCUAUUUCUGUAUGUGAUUGAGAGGUUAAUUUAAUUUAAAAUCCUUAAAAUGGCCAACAAAGAUUGGUCUAAAGUUCAGCCCCCAUUAUCCAAGCCAGUGUUGAACUGUAUUAAUAAACAUGGUUUUAAAACUAUGACUCCGAUUCAAGCAGCCGUAAUUCCUCUAUUAUUGUCCUGCAAAGAUGUUGUGGCUGAAGCGGUGACUGGAUCGGGAAAAACUCUCGCAUUUGUCGUCCCGAUGCUGGAAAUGCUCUUGAAAAAGAAGAAAGAUGGACCUUUGAGAAAGGAUUUCGUUUACGUAGUCAUAAUUUCGCCUACAAGGGAACUGGCUACGCAAAUAUUUAAAGUAAUAGAAGAUUUCUUACAAGAACCAGAAUUAGCCAGUACUACCUUGGCCCUACUAGUCGGUGGUCGUCCCAUAGAGGUUGAUGCGAUUGCCUUACAGAAAGGUGCUGAUAUAGCUGUAUGCACUCCGGGUAGACUAGAAGACUUGUUGUCUGAAAGGAAACAGUUGAAUCUUGCCGGAAGACUGAAAGAGUUGGAACUCUUAGUUCUGGAUGAAGCCGACCGUCUACUAGACCUUGGCUUCUCGGGCACACUCACAACCAUCCUACAAUAUUUACCGAGACAACGUCGUACUGGUCUCUUUUCGGCAACACAAACCAAAGAACUGCAGGACUUAGUAAGAGCUGGUCUUCGGAAUCCUGUUGUUGUGAGCGUGAAAGAAAAGUCAACAAUCAGUACUCCCUUGCUGUUGGAGACUUAUUACGUAAUUGUUGAAGCUCAGGAUAAAUUUUUGUUCCUUUUGAACUUUAUCAGAAAUAGAAAGAUAGCUAAAGGUUUAUUUUUUCUACCAACGUGUGCAUGUGUGGAUUACUGGACGGAUGUGCUACCCGUAUUCCUGCCUGACAUUAAAAUAUUUGGAUUACACGGCAAAAUGAAGCAGAAACGACACAAAAUAUUAGAGAAGUUCCGGCAGGCUGAUAACACUAUCUUGCUUUGUACAGAUUUGUUGGCCAGGGGCCUGGACAUUCCAGAGGUGGAGUGGGUGUUGCAGUGGGAGCCCCCAUGUCAACCAUCCGCUCUCGUGCACCGCGCGGGCAGAGCAGCGAGGGGUGGAGCCCGGGGCUGUGCCCUGCUGCCGCUGCUUACCACAGAGGACGCUUACGUGCCCUUCAUAAAGACUAAUCAAAUGGUCGAGUUGAAAGACUGGAGGGAAUCUGACGAUCAAAUCAAAAUUACAGACAAGUUAAGGGAAAGGGUGCUCGGCAUCCUCCACGAGCAGCAGAAGAAAGACCGCGCCAUUUUCGACAAAGGGCAGCGAGCGUUCGUCUCCCACAUGCGAGCCUACACCAAACACGAAUGCAACCUGCUGCUCCAGUUCAAGGAGCUUCCUCUGGGGCACAUCGCCACCAGCUACGGGCUCCUCAAACUGCCUCUCAUGCCAGAGAUCAAACCGGAGCACAAGCAGCAGUUUGUCGGCCCUAAAGAGGAGAUAGACUUUAACACAAUACAGUACAGGGAUAAGCAGAAGGAGACGAGUCGCCUGCAGAAGUUGGAAGAGUAUAAGAAGAGCGGGGUUUGGCCGUCGAAGAAAAAAAAGAAAAUGGUCCAAACACUCCCGUGGGAACAAGCGAAACAGAACAAAGAAGAAAGGAAAGAGAAAAGGAAGAAACGUAAAGAGUUGAAACAGAAGAAUCCAGAACUUAAGAAAGGAAAGAAGAGGAAAGUGAUAACGCAAGAGGAACUGGACGCGCUGGCCGCCGACGUCGCGCUCAUAAAGAAGUUAAAGAAACGUAAAAUAACACAGGAUCAGUUCGAUAGAGAGUUUGAAGCUGAUUAAUAAUUUUUUAAAAGCU